CACCGAUCAACAGAAAAAGCUGAAGAUGUUGGCUUGGUCAUGUGAUCAGCUGUGUCCAAUCACAGCUGAUCACAUUCCUCAGAGGGGACAUGUACACAGAUCAUCAGAGCACUGAUCAGUGUGCCCUGAUGAUCUGUGUAGACCCAGCAGUGCCACCUGUCAGUGUCCAUCAGUGCCAUCCAUCAGUUCCACAUCAAUGCCACAUAUCAGUGCCCAUCUGAGCUGCCUUUCAUUGUCACCCAUCAGUGCCAGUCAGUGCCACCUAUCAGUGCCGCCUAUAAGUGCCAGUCAGGCGGCACUGAUAGGCGGCACUAACAGUGCCAGUCAGUGCCGCCUAUCAGUGCCCAUCAGUGAUGCCCUCAAUGCCCAUCAGUGCCACCUACCAGUGCCUCCUCAUCAG
Messenger RNA from Staurois parvus, 400 nucleotides. NCBI's taxonomy places the organism in Eukaryota, Metazoa, Chordata, Amphibia, Anura, Ranidae. The record is from the annotation of a GenBank genome assembly.